Perkinsus marinus ATCC 50983 is the source of this 318-nucleotide messenger RNA. RefSeq lists its product as hypothetical. The record is from RefSeq and is a predicted model, not a curated record. Bases 1 to 318 code for a protein of 105 amino acids. The transcript is spliced from 3 exons. Lineage: Eukaryota; Perkinsozoa; Perkinsida; Perkinsidae.
AUGUCUAGCUCCGAGACUCGCUCAGACUCUGCCUCCCCCGCCAAGGAGAAGUCCCUGUUGGCUCAAGUGGAGUCUUACAUAAAGAGACUUAUGAAGGGGAUUCCGGUAAUUCUCCGUGUCGAACAUGAUGAUGGCGAUUCCGACGACGAGCCCGUCACCAAGUCAGCUAUCUGCACUGGGAUCCUCAACCGCAACCUCGACUCGGUCAAAUUCACCCCCUUGAAAGAAGAGGCAACAACGGAUGACAGCAAAGAACCUGGUAAGUUCCAACUGCUGCCCAGCGUUCGAUGGCAUAACCAUGUUAGGUAUUGUGAUUGA